AUGUCCAAAUCCACUCUCGCCAUGUUUGCUGCCCUUGGUGCCGGAGGCGGCGCUGCCCUCACCGCAGCCGUCUACUCGUUUGGCUCUUCCAGCGUGAAGAAACCCGAGUCGCAGGUCGCUUCUACCACCACAUUGACCACUACAACCUCGACGAAACCCUCGGCCGUCGCCGUCGCCGCGCCACCCUUCACACCCACCGCCGCCGUCGCCGGCUCCCCCGUCAACCCGGCCGGCCUCUUCGAGUAUGGCUUCCCCGGCCCCGUGUCCGACAUCGCCUCCAGGUCGGCCCUGGUAUCCAGCUACGACCGCCGCAUGCGCAACCCGCACUGGGUCGUCGAGCACAUCACGCCCGCCUCGCUCGCCAUGCGCGACGCCGACCGCAGGCACAGCGCCUUUGUCGAGGACCACGCCAUCCCCGCCCCCUUUCGCGCCCUGCUCAGGGACUACUACCGCAGCGGCUACGACCGCGGCCACCAAGUCCCCGCCGCCGACGCCAAGUGGUCCCAAAGGGCCAUGGACGACACCUUUUACCUCUCCAACAUGUGUCCCCAGGUCGGCGAGGGCUUCAACCGCGACUACUGGGCCCACUUUGAGGACUUUUGCCGCCGCCUCACCGUACAGUAUCCCUCGGUCCGCAUCGUCACCGGGCCUCUCUAUCUCCCGCGCAAGGACCCCGUCGACGACAAGUGGUACGUCAAGUACGAGAUGAUUGGCAGCCCGCCCUCCGUCGCCGUUCCCACCCACUUCUACAAGGUCAUCUUUGCCGAGGACGGAAACGUCGGCGGCAACGUCGCCAUUGGCGCCUUUGUCCUCCCCAACGCCCCCAUCUCAAACGACAAGCCCCUCACCGACUUCGAGGUCCCCGUCGAGGCCGUCGAGCGCGCCAGCGGCCUCGAGUUUGCCACCAAGCUGCCCGUCCAGCGCCGGAGGAGGCUCUGCGCCGACAUGGCGUGCGCCCUCGUCAUCAAGGACUACGCCGAUAAGCAAAAGGCCUUUGGCAAGACUGACGCGCGUGCCAUCUCCCCGCCCAAGUCAUAG
Molecule: messenger RNA, 1038 nt
Organism: Hirsutella rhossiliensis
Lineage: Eukaryota; Fungi; Ascomycota; Sordariomycetes; Hypocreales; Ophiocordycipitaceae
Product: DNA/RNA non-specific endonuclease domain-containing protein
Exons: 1
Coding region: 1-1038 (345 amino acids)
Biological process (GO): apoptotic DNA fragmentation
Cellular component (GO): mitochondrial inner membrane; nucleus
Molecular function (GO): nucleic acid binding; metal ion binding; single-stranded DNA endonuclease activity
Source: RefSeq, a predicted model, not a curated record